AAAACCCCCCAAAACCCUAAGGCCAAAGCCAGCAGCUGACCUGAAAUUUAAUGGCAUCGGACAACAGAGGGGUGGGUCUAUCGUUUCUUGAUUCACUUGCGGACGAACCUCCUCCUCCUUCCCCCCCUCCUCCCCCUUGCAUCGAAGUUGUUUCCUCUCAGGCUUCUUCAUCUUUCGAAGGCACUUUGGAGCCAGUCAACAUAAGUGAUGAACUCACUUUGCUCAAGGGUCGGGUGAGUACUAAAGAGGUUUUUGGGUUGCCUAACUCUGAUUUAGUUCCUGGGGUAUAUGAAGGUGGACUGAAGUUAUGGGAAGGUUCUCUGGAUCUUGUUAAAGCUCUACGCUCAGAAGCUGAAAAUGGCAAUAUCUCUUUUAGUGGGAAGCGUGUUUUAGAGCUUGGAUGUGGUCAUGGUCUUCCUGGGAUCUUUACUUGCCUUGAGGGUGCAGCUCUCAUACAUUUCCAAGACUUCAAUGCUGAAGUUCUGCGUUAUCUUACUAUUCCCAAUGUAAAUGCCAACCUUUCCAAAAAGCUUCAGCCUGCUGCUGCAAAUGAAGAACCUAGUGAUGCUGGAGUUGAAGUUCGCUUCUUUGCCGGUGACUGGAGUCAAAUCCAUGAACUUCUACCUUGUGCGAAUGACAAUGAAAAGAAUCUGAACAGCUUAGGGCAUAUUCCAACUUCUGGUUAUGACAUUAUAUUGAUGGCGGAGACUAUCUACUCAAUCUCUGCUCACCAAAAUCUCUAUGGACUUAUAAAAAAGUGCGUCAGCCGUCCUCAUGGAGUUGUGUACAUGGCAGCAAAGAAACAUUAUUUUGGAGUAGGUGGUGGAACUCGACAAUUCCUGUCCAUGGUAGAGAAAGAUGGUUUUAUGGCUUCUUGCCUGGUUGCUGAAGUGGCAGAUGGUUCUUCUAAUGUCAGAGAGGUAUGGAAACUUUCAAUUAAGUAGUGCCUGAACUUUCUUGACUAGAGCUCCAUGGCCUUCCAUUGGGACGCUACCUGUACUAUAUUAAGUGAAUAUUCUAUAAUUUGAUAAAAGGUUUCUCCUGCGUUUCCAUUACUUUUUUUUUUUUUCUUGUUACUAAUGAUAAACUAUUGUUUCAUUUCAUAUACUGGGAUUGUACAAUUGAAUUUUGUAACUUGUGCUAACUAGUAGUAUGAAUUUACGUUGCAUCUUUUA
Molecule: messenger RNA, 1175 nt
Organism: Mangifera indica (mango)
Lineage: Eukaryota; Viridiplantae; Streptophyta; Magnoliopsida; Sapindales; Anacardiaceae
Product: histidine protein methyltransferase 1 homolog
Exons: 8
Coding region: 51-944 (297 amino acids)
Source: RefSeq, a predicted model, not a curated record